AAACAAAGAAUGGCCCAAAAACAGAAAUGAGCGUUUUUUAAUUUCCCAGAGUCUCAAAUGGUGGUGCUGCAGCAACCGUAAGCGGUGGGGCAUGCAUGAGGACGGCCAUUCCACCACUCCUGCACAGCCAAUAGCUGCAUACUUGACUCCCUUUUAGGUAGAUUUCACUCAGAAUGGCUGAAAAAUUUAGGAAAUUUAUGGGGCUAUGCUGUUCAAGAAAGCCUGUGGUGACAGGGGAGAUGGGGAAAGAUAAAUACGAGGAAGCCAUUGCUGGGCUGCAGAAGCUUCUCAGCGAGAAAGAACAGCUUGAGGACGUGGCAGCCGCUAAGAUAAGGCAGUUGACGGCUGACUUGGAAGCCACCGCCAAGAAGCCGUUUGACCCGGUGGAGAGGAUCAAAACCGGGUUUGGACACUUCAAGAAAGAGAUCUACGAGAAGAACCCUGGUUUGUUUGGUGAACUUGCCAAAGGUCAAAGUCCCAAGUUCAUGGUCUUUGCAUGUGCCGACUCCAGAGUUUGCCCUUCGGUUAUCCUCAAUUUUCGACCAGGGGAGGCAUUUGUGGUGCGAAACAUUGCUAAUAUGGUCCCUCCAUAUGAUAAGACAAAAUAUUCUGGAGCAGGCGCGGCUGUUGAAUACGCAGUGCUGCAUCUCAAGGUAGAGAACAUUCUGGUUAUAGGACAUAGCUGUUGUGGAGGGAUAAAGGGGCUGAUGUCCAUUCCUGAUGAUGGGACCACUUCCAGUGAUUUUAUCGAGGACUGGGUGAAAAUUUGCUUGCCAGCCAAGGCCAAGAUUAAAUCAACUUGCAGUGGCUUGGAUUUUGCAGAACAAUGCACAAAUUUGGAGAAGGAGGCAGUGAACAUAUCGUUGGGGAACUUGUUGACAUAUCCUUUUGUGAGAGAGGCUGUUGCCAAGAAAACGCUAGCAUUGAGAGGGGGACACUACGACUUCGUUAAGGGCUCUUUUGAGCUUUGGGAUCUUGACUUUAACCUGCUGCCUGCCUUAACAAUAUAAUAAGCUUUGCCGUCUUUCACGUAAAAGAUUGUACUGCCAUAUAGUGUUGUCAUGAACAAUGGGUAGCUUCUGCUCUCGUGACAAGGAUAAAUGUUUCCUUUUUCCUUUUAUCAUUUUCUAUUGAAUCCAAGUUUAC
Coffea eugenioides is the source of this 1146-nucleotide messenger RNA. RefSeq names its product carbonic anhydrase 2-like. Gene Ontology annotation, biological process: carbon utilization. The coding region runs from base 174 to 1010 and encodes 278 amino acids. Gene Ontology annotation, molecular function: zinc ion binding; carbonate dehydratase activity. NCBI's taxonomy places the organism in Eukaryota, Viridiplantae, Streptophyta, Magnoliopsida, Gentianales, Rubiaceae. The record is from RefSeq and is a predicted model, not a curated record. The transcript is spliced from 10 exons.